Branchiostoma floridae (Florida lancelet) is the source of this 1894-nucleotide messenger RNA. Its product is annotated as heat shock 70 kDa protein 12A-like. The record is from RefSeq and is a predicted model, not a curated record. Bases 83 to 1894 code for a protein of 603 amino acids. The transcript is spliced from 4 exons. NCBI's taxonomy places the organism in Eukaryota, Metazoa, Chordata, Leptocardii, Amphioxiformes, Branchiostomatidae.
UCGACGUCGGACUACUGUUAGUCUGAAGUGAAGGAGUGCAAACAAUUGUUAGUGACGAACAAUUCCAGAGACGAACGAAGUUAUGGCUGCUUCAUCCAGCCAGUAUAUGGCUGUAGUAGCAAUUGACUUUGGAACAACAUUCAGUGGUUUCGCGUUUUCGUUCAACCAUCAAGAAGGUGAAAGGGGAAUCCUGGUGAACAAGGCUUGGGGAAACGAAAAAGGAUACCAGGCGCUGAAAACGCCAACAUGUCUACUGCUGGAUCCCAAAGAAAGGUUCCGUAGCUUCGGCUUCGAAGCAAAGGAGGAAUACGCCAUGCUGGAAGAAAAAGGCGACACGAAGUACUACUUCUUUGAUCUGUUCAAGAUGAGCUUAUUCAAGGAAGGCGAUGACCAGACUAUCACAGGGGAUACCACCUUAACUGCAAGAAACGGCAAACAACUGCGUGCGAUGGACGUCUUUGCACACGCUCUGCGUUAUCUGAAGGAUAAGGCAUUGGGAGUCAUGAAAGACAGAACGAAUGUGGAGUUCACAACAGCCGACAUCCAGUGGGUCCUGACCGUUCCAGCCAUCUGGCAGCCAAGUGCUCGUCAGUUCAUGAGGGAUGCUGCCUACCAAGCCAAGCUGAUUAGUCCAGCAAAUCCUGAACAACUCAUCAUCGCCCUCGAACCGGAGGCAGCGUCUCUGUGGUGUCGCGAGCGAAAGCUGGCCGAAUUCGCAGAGGAAACUGAUGAGGCGCUUGUGCGAGAUGCCGUUGCGAGAAAGGAAACAAGUUACUUAGUGGUCGACUGUGGAGGAGGUACUGUAGACAUCACCGCUCAUCGUAUCCAGCCAGAUGACUCCAUUCACGAGAUCUACCGGGCUACAGGGGGAGCGUGGGGUGGGAGUAAGGUGGAUCAAGAGUUAGAGGUGAAGCUCAAAGACAUAUUUGGGCUACAUCCCAUUGAUAGCUUUAAAAAAUUACACCCUUCUGAUUGGCUAGAACUCAUUUGGGAUUUUGAGAUGAAGAAGCGGUCUGAGCGGUCCGUUCAAGAUCGACCCACUCGUGUCAGACUGCCAACUAGUUUUGUAAACUUCUGUAUGAAAAACAGUAGUACUAACAUCCAGGAAGUAGUUAAGCAGCGGUACCCAAAUGGCGAGGUAACAGUGAACAAGGACUACCUUUGCCUUAAUGGUGGCAUCCUAACAGAAAUGUUCAGUCCAACGGUCAGUUCUAUCGUUGACAACCUUGGUAACCUGCUUCACAAUCCCAUGUUACGCGAUGUAGAGUAUUUCUUCCUUGUGGGUGGGUUCUCAGGGUCUGCAGUGCUACAGAAGGCCAUCAGAGACAAGUUUCAAAAUAAGUACCGUAUCUUAGUACCAGCCGAACCUGAAAUGGCCACUGUAAAAGGUGCGGUUAUGUUUGGAAAUACCCCAAACAUCAUCCAAACGAGAAUUAGUGGAAGAACGUAUGGUGUAGAUGCGUACGCAGCCUUUCAGGACAAUAUUCAUCCUACAGAUAAGAAGUUUUAUACAAGCGACGGGACAGCAUUGUGCGAAGACAUCUUUUCCAUUCUCGUACGGGUGGGCGAGGCGCUGCCCCUAGGUAAAAGUAAAACAUUUACAUUCCACCCCAUUGAGCCUGACCAGACAAAAGUCACUUUUCACUUCUACACAACCAGAUCAGACAACCCAAAGUUUGUAGACGACGAAGGAGUGAUCCGUGAAGGGAGUAGUAUCACAGUUAGCAGUCCAGAUAUCACAAAAGGGACAGGCCGAAGAAUAGAACUGAAAGUAAAGUUUGGAGGGACAGAAAUCACUGCUACUGCCAUUGACAUCGAGUCAGGUUCAAAUGUCACAUGUCAUGUUGGUCUCAUCACAAAGGAAAAAAGAAGAGAAUUUUCUGCCAUCAUGUAA